This is a messenger RNA of Gadus chalcogrammus (walleye pollock), 2490 nucleotides long. Its product is annotated as extracellular calcium-sensing receptor-like. Bases 16 to 2490 code for a protein of 824 amino acids. Lineage: Eukaryota; Metazoa; Chordata; Actinopteri; Gadiformes; Gadidae. The record is from RefSeq and is a predicted model, not a curated record. Gene Ontology annotation, cellular component: membrane. Gene Ontology annotation, biological process: G protein-coupled receptor signaling pathway. Gene Ontology annotation, molecular function: G protein-coupled receptor activity. The transcript is spliced from 6 exons.
CGAGUGUGCAGCCUGAUGGGGGAGCCAGAGGAGCCCCAGCUCUUCAAGACUGGAGACGUCAUCUUGGGUGGAAUCUUCUCCUUCCAGAGCAAGUGGAAGACUGUGGAGUUGACCUACGCGCACAGACCCCUACCACUGCAGUGCACUAGUCUUAAUUUCAGAGCGUUCCAGUAUGCCCAGGCGAUGCUAUUUGCAAUUGAAGAGAUAAACAACAGCACCGACCUUCUGCCCGGCAUUACACUGGGAUAUAUGAUGUAUGAUACAUGUGGUUCAAUUGCCCGAUCUGUGAGAGUGGCACUGGCUUUGACGGAUGUUAAUGAGGAAACAGCCUCCUUGUCAGAUAAUCCUUGUCGUGGCUCUGUCCCUGCCAUUAUUGGAGAGGCCUCCUCUUCCCCCUGCAUGGCUAUAUCCACCGUCUUAGGACCUUUCUACAUCCCACUGGUUAGCCACUUUGCAACAUGUGCUUGUCUUAGCAACAAAGUCCGGUAUCCAUCCUUCCUCAGAACCAUACCUAGUGACUACUACCAGAGUAGAGCCCUGGCCCAAAUGGUCAAGCACUUUGGUUGGACCUGGGUAGGGGCCAUCAGAUCUAGUGAUGACUAUGGGACUAAUGGAAUGGCCACAUUCACAGACACAGCAACACAGCUCGGCAUCUGCCUUGAGUACUCAGUCUCAUUUUUCAGAACAGAUCCAGCAGAAAAGAUACAGAGAAUAAUCAACAUCAUUAAGGGUUCCACUUCUCGGGUUAUUGUCACCUUCCUGUCAUACACUGAUUUGGAAAUACUCAUUGAGGAGUUUGCCCACCACAACCUCACAGGUUACCAAUGGGUAGGCACUGAGGCCUGGAUAUCAGAUUCUGUAACAGCUACGACAGAGGGUCACUACAUCCUUGAUGGCUCGGUUGGUCUUGCCAUCCCAAAGGCCGAGGUCUCUGGGCUGAGAGAGUUCAUGUUGGAUGUGAAACCCCUAAACUCCUCUGGAGAGAAAUUGUUCACACAGUUCUGGGAGACUGCAUUUCAUUGUAGCUUUAAACGGACAAAGGAAACAGCAGGAAGCCAGAAAGAGUGUACGGGUUAUGAAGAUCUCGCAGGAUUAGAAAAUAGCUUCAAUGACAUGUCACUUAUGCCUAUCUUUAACAAUGUAUAUAAAGGAGUGUAUGCAAUAGCCCACAGUCUUCACAAUAUUCUUGGCUGUGGGCAAAAGUGUAGCAACACUGCAUCACCAGAUCCAUUUACGAUUUUGCAGAAUAUCAAAAAUAUUCAUUUUAAAACCAAAGAGGGAGAGGAGGUUUACUUUAAUGACUAUGGAGACCCAGCUGCAAAGUAUGACAUCAUAAACUGGCAGCCCAAGAAGGAUGGCAGUGUGGAGUUCGUUACUAUCGGUCUCUAUGAUGCUUCUCUGCCUGAAGACAAACAACUCAAUCUAGAUAACAAGACGUUUAAUUGGGCAAAUAACUCAAAAAAGGUACCGGUGUCCAUUUGCAGUGGAACCUGUGAUUCGGGAACUCGCAAGGUCCUCCAGAAAGGAAAGCCUGUCUGCUGCUAUGACUGUAUACCGUGUGCAGAAGGCGAAGUCAGUAACACGACAGAUUCUAUCACUUGUGUGCGAUGUCAUCCUGAGUUCUGGUCCAAUGAGAGAAGAGAUGAUUGUGAGAAAAAGGAAACUGAGUUUCUGUCAUUUACUGAAAUCAUGGGAUCAAUUCUCACACUGUCUUCCUUGAUAGGAGCCUGCUUGACAGCUACAGUGGCAUUCAUUUUCUUCAGACAUAGGAAUACUCCAAUAGUCAAGGCCAACAACUCUGAGCUGAGCUUCCUGCUGCUCUUCUCCUUGACUCUGUGUUUCCUGUGUUCUCUGACCUUCAUCGGCCGUCCAUCAGACUGGUCCUGUAUGCUUCGCCACACAGCGUUUGGGAUCACCUUUGUCCUCUGUAUCUCUUGUGUUCUGGGGAAAACUCUUGCUGUGUUGAUGGCAUUUAAGGCUACACUACCAGGUAGUAAUCUUAUGAAAUGGUUUGGACCAAGACGACAGAGAAUUGUUGUUCUGGCUUUUACUUUUAUACAAAUUGGGAUUUGUAUUGUUUGGUUAACAGCCAACCCUCCUUAUCCGUUUAAGAAUUUAAGACAUUUUAAAGAUAAGAUCAUUCUAGAAUGUGCAUUAGGAUCCCCUAUAGGGUUCUGGGCUGUGUUGGGGUAUAUAGGACUCCUAGCUUUGUUAUGUUUCAUACUGGCUUUUCUGGCCAGAAAGCUGCCUGAUAACUUCAAUGAGGCCAAAUUCAUCACCUUCAGUAUGUUGAUAUUCUGUGCAGUCUGGAUGACCUUCAUCCCUGCUUAUGUCAGUUCUCCUGGGAAGUUCAGUGUGGUUGUUGAAAUAUUUGCCAUCCUGGCCUCUAGUUUUGGGUUACUAUUUUGUAUUUUUUUCCCAAAAUGCUACAUAAUAUUGUUGAAACCAGAAAGAAACACAAAAAAGAACAUGAUGGAUAAGAAGAGUUAG